Molecule: messenger RNA, 5158 nt
Organism: Schistocerca cancellata (South American locust)
Lineage: Eukaryota; Metazoa; Arthropoda; Insecta; Orthoptera; Acrididae
Exons: 16
Coding region: 131-4918 (1595 amino acids)
Source: RefSeq, a predicted model, not a curated record
GUCUUGUGUAAGAGCAGGAAUUUGAAUUUGUAUCGUGUAGGAUUGUCGGUGAUUGUUUAUGCUGUUCGUAUAAUGAUGAUAAGCAUUGACUAUGGUGUUAAGUAAUGACAACUAAGUUGUGUUCAUCGAAAUGGAUUCUAUGAAGAAAUAUUGGAUUUCAUGCAUACAAAAUGGCAAUAUAAAUAGCAUUGUCAAAGAUGUUAAAGAUUUUCUUAUGCGAGAUGAUGCUGGGUGUGCAGCAGAAAAACUCUUGGCUGAACUAGCUUCAAACAUCUCCAAAAAACAUUCGGAAUAUGCAGGAAAUCCCACAGAUGUUCAUACAUUUGCUUCAGUUUGCUGUCAAGCAAUUUCAUGUGGAAAUGUAACCAAUGAACUGAGCUAUUUGCGGUGUAUAUAUCACAUAGUAAAACACUUGAUAGGUCAGGGAGAGACAGCAUCUGCUUUCAGCAUUUCAGAAUUUUUAUUUUUGGUUAAGAAGAGCAGCAUUUCUAGUAAUGAGGCAUUAAUGAAUACUUGUUAUUCUGCAUACUGGAUAUUAAGAGAUACCUUAAAUGAAGCUGCAGUCUCAAACUUAAGCUUUGCUACCAUGUUGGACAGAGGAAAGCUGUGCAUAAACAUCCUAUCAUGCUGUGGCACCAAGUACCUACAAGUGCUUGUAGAUACAGCAUUGAAAAUUGAAAAGUUAUCAGACGUGUUUGCAGCAAAUAACUCAGUUAAAGAGAAUCUUGAAUUCUUAAUAUAUUCUUUAAAAAUAUCAGUGGAAGCAGUGAAACUUACAAAAAUAGAAUAUACAUGUAUACCAUUUUUACAAAAAUACAUACAAUUGUUUCUGACAGUUUUAAAAAAGGAUGUGCUGCAGAAUUAUCUGUAUUUCAGUGAUGUUCUAAAUGCAAUGAACAAUUUUACUGAACUAACAAAAUUUGAAAAUGAUGAAAAACUAUGCAUAUCAGUACUUUGUGAAUUAGCAGCUAAAGGUCAACCUAUACCCAGUGUCAGUAAUUUAGCACUGAAAGAAUUCAUUGAUUUGUUGGCUUCCAAGCACUCAUGCAGAUUCGGAAACACAGUUGCAUUUACAAUAUCUUCAAUACCUUUUGUCUUUUCAAAGCUGAUUACUGCCUGGUCCAAUUGGUCAGCUCAAGAAUGGCAAACUAUAUGGACUUCACCUGUUCAGUGUGCAUUUUAUGAUUUGAUCUUGAAGCUCCUUGGUGUUUUAUAUGAAUUGUUGCCCUCUGAAGGAGAAACUAUUCAGAAAGAAAAGAGUACAGUUGAUUCCAUUUUAAAGUUGCACAGACUUAAUGUAAAAUUAGUUUAUCAUAUGCUGAGACAGUCAAUAGAUGUGAAAUUGGAAAACCUUGAUGCGGCCAUUCCUUUGGUCAUAAACAUAUUAGAUUUCAGUGUCAAAUGGGUGAUUCGUUUAAGAGACUCUGGUCAUGGAAACUGGGUGCAAUCAUGGGAGCAAUUAGGACCAGUUUACUACAACACAGCAGCUUUGCUUUUGAAUGCUGGUUACCGUUUAUACUCAAAACCAGUUUUCUUCAACUUUUUCAAGAUGUGUUUGCGACUUGGAUGUCCUGUGGAGGGAGCAGACUUAAACAGUGGAAUUUACUCUAUUCAAUGUGCGAUAGAAGAACAUGACAUCAAAGGAGGUUUAAGAAUUUGUGCAGUUUGUUUGCUCAAUUUUCCAAAUGACCGUGAUAAGAUAUUUCAGUUGUGGGUGAAGCUAAAAUGUGUCUCAUCCAACAAUAUGGAGAUUCAGAAAUGCAAUCUCUUUCAUAUCCUUGUUGACGAGGAGGAAGCUGUAUGUUCAGAAUUUCCAGGGGCAAACAUGGAUAACUGUGAUAUCAAUGAACUUUUAGUUGCAGAACUACAAUAUUAUGAACCAUACAGUGCGAGACUAUGGUCAGCCAUCGAAUCUGCUGGUCGUACAUUGUAUGCCUUGGAUCCCUGCCGUAUUGAUAGUAGUAGAGGCAUUGAUGUGUAUUUGAAAUGUGCUUGGCAACAGGCAGAUGCAGAGAAAACAAAAAAGGCACUUGCUGUGGGGAAAGAAAGAAUUGCAAUGCUCACCAGAGCUGAGAAGGAGAAAUCUGAUCAAGAGAAGGUGAAGAUUCUUGGAUUUCUAGGCAACACUUGUUUUACAGUGUACAUCCUUGAAUUGAAGUCGCUGCAGAAAAAUCAGCAGGAAAUAAUAAGUGCUCAGAAAUGCUCAACAGAAGAAGGGUCUCGAGAUACGCAAGGGGAAGCAACUGAUGUAGCAAAUACUGUGUUUACCGAGCAUUUAAGUGUGUCGAUUGAGAAGGAAAUGGAGCUAAUAGAACUCCUAAAUAAAGCUCUUCAUGCAUGGACUCGGCUUUUAGACCAUGUGCAUUUUAUUACUUGUGAUAUGCAGCCCUUUUUUAAACACAUCUUGGACAGUAUAGAAGCAGCAUCUUAUUUCUAUGGCUUAAAUGGUUGCACAAUUCACAAAGUAUACUGUUGGCUUGUGUACUAUAAGGUGGCUGUAUCUCUGGAGAUGAAAAAUGCAGAACUUCACGCUAUAAGCAAUUUACUGAAAACUGGCAGUUUCAUGCCACCAGAAUUGUGGUUAUUGGAGAGCAAAAUUCUUACAUUUAUGGACUCUAAUGGAAAUUGUGACUCUUGCCAACUUUACUAUUAUCAGCUAUGCAAAAGCUUCCAUCAUCUAAAACUUGGGCAUUAUGACGAAGGAUUUCAGCUAUUGUUGGAAAUUAAAGAUCAACUGAUUGAUUCAUCAACUUUUGAAAAUGAACUGUUGCAGCUGGAAUGGAAGUUCUUUUUCAGUGUUUAUCUUUCUAUACCAGAGUGGAAAAUACCAACCUCCUACGCACAAGUUGAUUGUAUUUCAAAUGGAGUUGCUGCAUUCAAGAGGAUAAUUGAACUUAUUAAACAUAAAAGAACUGACUUAAAAAUACAUGCAAGGCUGUUAUGCCUGUUGAUGGAUGUUGCAUAUUGGCUUGUUGACAUUCAUCUCUGCCUGUACUGGACACUUGAUGUUUACCAAAUAUUAAGAGAACUUCUGGUAAUAACACAGAUCGCUGGUCUUUCAACAAGGUCGGCAUAUAUCUUGACAGUGAUGGCAGAAAUUGAUAUCAUGAAAGGUUCUUUUGCUAAUGCAAAAGUGAAGUUGGCAGCCUUGCACUCAUUUUAUAUAUCUGAAUUGUGGUUGCAGCAUUCAUGUAAUACACAACCAGUAAAGGAUUCUCCUACUUACAUGCAUAAACUAUGUGAAGAAAUGACUAACAUGUCAAUAACCACAUCAGAUAAUGUACAGAAAAUAAUAGAUUUUCAUCUUGAUACUCAAACACGAAGAGAGAUAGUACUAGCCACCUCAGUAACAAGAACAAGUGAAAAAGAACUUUCAUCACCAGUAUGUCAACAUCAUCAUGAAAAACGCCUAUCAAUGCACCUACCUUCAUCAUACUGUCAGUGUUACUCUUGUAAUAAUCUUCUCAGUCAUGGUGUUCUGUUGCACUACAUCAUGGUAAUGGCAUUGUUCAACCAUUUUUCUGGUAAUUCAAAGACUACCCUAGAGUUUUUUGAAGAUGGUUUAUCAGUGUGCAAUGCAUUGUAUAAAAUCCAAAAACAUGGUGUACAAGAAAUGAACCAAAUAAUGUUGUACAUACUACAAGGCAUGGAGAAAAACAGAACACUGCCAAGCUCUCUUGUAGAAAAAAUUAAGACAUUUGUUCAUCGUUAUGCAAAGUUUUUGUCGCAGAAUAAGAAACAUGAGGAGGCUAAAGCUUUGUAUCAGGCAAUGGCCUGUUUUGAGGAACGUGCUAAUGAUAAGUCGUACUGCAUGCCAACUUUCUUGGAGCAUCAAUUCGCACUGAAGCUUCUUUCCCUUGGAGACAAUCCACUGCUGGACACAUCCGUGUAUAAAUCCCGUGUGGUAGACGUAAUAACUGACAUGCCAUCAACAAAAACGCCAGAUAGAGCACCAGCAGUCAUUCAGCUUACCCCUGUGAUGCGGUACACAUCAAAGGAAGUCGACUCAGAAUUUCGCAGUAACAUGCAUCGUCUGCGCAGUGGUCAACACAAAAUUCUGUUUGAUAUGGAUGAGGAAGCAGAUAGCCAGUGCAGUGUAAAUGUGAGAGAAGAAAAAUGGCAAAAGAAAGUCCAGGAAUAUAGUGAUAUUUUAAUCAUAAAGAAAAGUGAAGUAGUUGUUACAAAAUGUGGAGGGAGUCAAAAUAUUUUGUCAGAUGUAGACAUAAAUGCAUCAAGUGCAAUUAUAGAUGAUACAGUUACUCCACGUAGAAGACAGAAGGUUAAGUCCAGGCAGCUUUCAUCUCAGUCUUCUGAUGAAAUGGAUAAUUAUGUGUCUCAGUUGAUAUGUUUGUCACCCUUAAAGGAAAAUUUGAAUAAGAAUAUUUGUGAUGAUAGGGACCAUAAAAGUAACAUACCAUCUAAUUUAAGUAACCAAAAACUGAGGCAUGUAAAAUCUAGUAAGGUGUCAAAAGUAAGAAAUAUUGAGUCGGUAACCACUGCAAGCAAAAGUGAUGCUCUCGAGGUAAUUACAUCAACUACAACUAAAUCAACAGUAUUUAAGUCCCCUCAGUAUGUACCACACAAGCAGAAACCAAAAUCAAUGUCAAAAACUCUACUUGGCGUUGGAGAGUACUCAGUUCUUGCACCUAGAAGAACUAGGCAAAGAAAAUUUUCCAGUCACUCUUCUGAUGAAAAUGAAAGCCAAAUACCUAAAUUUCUUCUUAAUUCACCAUUAAAAGACAGUGGUAAUGCAGAGCAUGGUGUUAAAAAUAUCAAAAAAGUUGCCAAAAGAACUACAGCAUGCCAUAAGAGUACUGGGAUUAAAAUCUUCUCUGAAUGUUCAGAUAUAAAUUCUGACUGUACAGAAGGUAAAGUUAUGCAAAAUAAAUGUAAAAGCAAACGUAAAGCACAAGUGUAAUUGCUUUUUAUAAUGUUACUAACUAGUACCAAUGAAAAGGAAGGUUCUCAAUGGACAGUUGCAUUAAUUAGCUGCUGGGUAAAACUGGCCUGUAAAUACAUCAGUUCUACUGCGUACAAAUAUCCAUUUUACAUGAACUGCAGUAAAUACUAAUGAUUAUUUCUGUAUUAUCACAGUUAAGUAGUGAUGAAGAUUUGACUGUAUAUUAAUGUUUCAAUAAAUAUUUGUAUUUAUACUGAA